Sarcophilus harrisii (Tasmanian devil) is the source of this 813-nucleotide messenger RNA. RefSeq names its product growth arrest and DNA damage inducible alpha (gene GADD45A). Gene Ontology annotation, cellular component: nucleus; cytoplasm. Gene Ontology annotation, biological process: regulation of cell cycle. The coding region runs from base 50 to 544 and encodes 164 amino acids. NCBI's taxonomy places the organism in Eukaryota, Metazoa, Chordata, Mammalia, Dasyuromorphia, Dasyuridae. The transcript is spliced from 4 exons. The record is from RefSeq and is a predicted model, not a curated record.
CCGCGCCGCGGGGGAGGGGAGGGGACGGGACGGGACCUGCCAGUGCAAUAUGACUUUGGAAGAAUUCGCGGCCGGAGAACAGAAAACGGAAGGGAUGGACAAGGUCGGGGACGCCCUGGAAGAAGUUCUCAGCAAAGCCCUGAGUCAGCGAAGCAUCACGGUGGGGGUCUACGAGGCGGCCAAACUGCUCAACGUGGACCCCGAUAACGUGGUGCUGUGCCUGCUGGCGGCCGACGAGGAUGACGACCGCGACGUGGCCCUGCAGAUCCACUUCACCCUGAUCCAGGCCUUCUGCUGCGAGAAUGACAUCAACAUCCUGCGGGUCAGCAACCCCGGGCGCCUGGCCGAGCUGCUGCUGCUGGGCCCCGGGGGCGCGGCGGCGGCCGCGGGGGCCGAGCCGCCGCCCGACCUGCACUGCGUCCUGGUGACGAAUCCACAUUCCUCUCAAUGGAAGGAUCCGGCCUUGAGUCAACUUAUAUGUUUCUGCCGGGAAAGCCGAUACAUGGAUCAGUGGGUCCCAGUGAUUAACCUCCCCGAACGGUGAUGGCCUCCCACUGACAGUAACCGAGUCCAGUUGCACUGAAGUUUUGAAAUCCCUUUGUAGUUACUCAAGCAGUUACUCCCUACAUUGAUGCAAGGAUUACAGAAAUUGAUGUUCAGUAGGCUGACUGAGUCCAACUACAGUUCUUGGGGACCGGAGACUGAUGACUUUGCAGAGGGAAAGAGAAGAGAUUGAAGACAGAAAGCUGUUUGGAAACAAGUGAAAGUCAAAAGGAACCAAAAAAAAAAAAAAAAAAAAAAUUGGCAAAGAAC